Messenger RNA from Hermetia illucens (black soldier fly), 890 nucleotides. Its product is annotated as kelch-like protein 41b. Gene Ontology annotation, molecular function: protein binding. Lineage: Eukaryota; Metazoa; Arthropoda; Insecta; Diptera; Stratiomyidae. The record is from RefSeq and is a predicted model, not a curated record. The transcript is spliced from 3 exons. The coding region runs from base 167 to 766 and encodes 199 amino acids.
AUUUGUUUGCAUUUAUAGAUUGGGAAAGGGAUGCGAUUCAUCAUUCCAGCAGGACUAGUAAAAGAGAAAAGUGCAUAGAAGGCGUUGAUUUCGGAGCAUUCGGAGUUAUAUUAAAAUUUAAACUCUUUAAUUUGCUGAUACUUGUGCUUACUUUGAAAAGGAAAUCAUGGAGUUGGAUAAGUUUGACCCUGAAAUUGAUGACAUGGUUAUGGGGUACUUGUACAGUGGAAAGAUAAAGCUGACUAAGGAGACGGCAGUGAAUGUCUUCAAAAUGGCUAAUCUGUUAAAAAUCGAAAAGUUAAGGGCUAUCUGCAUUGCCUUCGUGCGGGAAAAGUUGAGUUUGCAAAACUGCCUUCAGUAUUGGGAGUUGGCUGAUGUGGACCCAGAGUGCGAAUUCCGAACUUACGUUCAAACAUAUAUCAUCAAAUCCUUGAAUGAUGUGAUGAACCGCACCGAUUUCCUGGAAUUGGAAAUGAAGCAGAUAUUACGUUUACUGGGAGGUAUCAAAGUGACACAGUCCGAACUCCCUAAUCGCGCUGAGCUAAUCCACUCAGCUUUAAUGAAGUGGAUAAGUCAUAAUGUACCCAAACGGCUUCCGCACAUAGGAUACCUCCUGAGGUUGGUAAAACCGCAGGAGAUGAGUGACGAGUAUUUCAACACGGUCCUUUUAGAAAACGAGUUCAUGAAGAAUAAUACUGAUGCUAGCAACUGGGUGUCAGGCGUGAUGUUAGGGAGACCCCCAACAAGGUGGUGGCACAGGCUAUAAGCCUGGCCUGUACUAUGCAGCUACUAUACUACAAUAUGUGUUAUUUCUUCUUGAUUAACUUCAUGUCAACGGAUUUGAUUUUUCCGUAAUCAUUAAAGACAAUAAAUAAAAUAAUUUUAGUCUA